Petromyzon marinus (sea lamprey) is the source of this 727-nucleotide messenger RNA. RefSeq lists its product as uncharacterized. The record is from RefSeq and is a predicted model, not a curated record. NCBI's taxonomy places the organism in Eukaryota, Metazoa, Chordata, Hyperoartia, Petromyzontiformes, Petromyzontidae.
UCUUCGUCUCUGUGCAGGGCGAGGAUGUUGCUGCUGCUGCUGCUGCCGCUGCUCGUGUGCGGCCUCUCGCCUUCACUCUCCUUGGCGCUCCCAACCUCAGCUCCGCCUCGCUCCGCCGCCCCCGUCCUGGCGCUCCCACCCAGCGCCCUGGACGUGCUCUCGGAGCGCGGCUCCGCACUGCUCCGCGCCUCGCGCGAGUUCGCGCUCUCCGCGCUCAGCGUCUCCACCGCGAGGCGCAAUCGAGAGCUGCUCACCUGCUACGGCGCAGCAGCUGGUCUCACAGGGGCAGAGCCCAGCUGCUCAGAGAUGGCGGCGGCAGUGGAGGAGGAAGAGGAGGAGGCGACCCCGGGUCCCAGACGACAGGGAACGGGGCCAGAGACGGCGUCUCUGACCUCGAAGACGACGAUCUCCUGGGACGAGCCACCCCCGACUUCCGGCCCAGAGGCCUCGGGCCCCGUGCAGGGACCCCUGGCCCCCGUGGAGGGGUCCCCGCGUGGCUGUGCGCGCUUCGUGCGCCUGUGCGAGGCUGCCCGCCUCUCCGAGUCCGCGUGCCGCGACCUCGUGCGUGAGCGCUGCGACGCGAGGAGGCGCGCGUGCGGUACGUCACUCGGUCGACUCAACGUGUAUGUUGGACUUCUUUCGCGCCGUACGUAGCCAAUUGAGUUCAAUUCCCGGUCGGGAGUCAAUCCAAGCCCCCGACAUUUUUUAUUUUUGUGUUACCAAAUAA